CCGUGCCGUAGCAGAUGCAAAGACUUUAGAGCAUCCACAAUACAGACGGACAUCUCGAGUGUUACCAACAUCAGUCGCUGUUCAAUUAUACCAAGAUGCCAAGCAGCAAAGGCAAACCCACCGACCCCGAGCUCCGCGAGCAGCUCAAAGAAGAGAUCAAACAAGAACCGAACAAUUCGGGCGACGGCGUGGGCCAAUGGUCGGCAUGGAAGGGUAUGAAGCUUGCCAAAGAGUACGAGGCACAAGGAGGAGACUGUGAGAACGAGGCGGGCAGCAAGAACGAACCAAAGAAGGGGAAACCAAAGGCCAAGAGUGCAGAGACGAAGCGAGAGGAAGAGCCUUCUGAAGAGGAGUGAUACCUUUUCACUGAUGUUUGGGUUUGACAGAAGUGGUGAAGCCCGGCAGAAACAGAAAUAAAGCCCAAAAC
This is a messenger RNA of Neurospora tetraspora, 427 nucleotides long. RefSeq lists its product as uncharacterized. The coding region runs from base 96 to 356 and encodes 86 amino acids. The transcript is spliced from 2 exons. The record is from RefSeq and is a predicted model, not a curated record. Lineage: Eukaryota; Fungi; Ascomycota; Sordariomycetes; Sordariales; Sordariaceae.